Myodes glareolus (Bank vole) is the source of this 5444-nucleotide messenger RNA. It is a transcript of the gene Zbtb46, whose product is annotated as zinc finger and BTB domain containing 46. Gene Ontology annotation, biological process: regulation of transcription by RNA polymerase II. NCBI's taxonomy places the organism in Eukaryota, Metazoa, Chordata, Mammalia, Rodentia, Cricetidae. The record is from RefSeq and is a predicted model, not a curated record. Gene Ontology annotation, molecular function: RNA polymerase II cis-regulatory region sequence-specific DNA binding; DNA-binding transcription factor activity, RNA polymerase II-specific; protein binding.
GGAACCUUGCGAGAUGAAAUCAGAAGGUCAUGCUGAGCUGACCCUGUUCUUUGCUGACCUAGGAAGAGCUGGCCUUGCCUUUCACUGGACACUGCAGCAAGAGAUCUGGCCCUGACCUUCACAGGACAGCCAGCUCCUGCACUUGGGAGAGAUGACCCCACCUCUCACCAUAGGUGAGGGUGAACCAACCCUGAGGAGAUGGGGAGCUGGCUCUGCCCCUUCACCUGAGGCAGGUGGCCCCAGUGACCUGAACUGACCAGCUCAGCUGCCAACCAGAUCCACAGCUGGGCCUUGGAUUGGUCCACCCUAACCUGCUGGUCCUAUACUGCUGGACAGUACUUGACACAUCGAGGUCCCCAGUGCCAUUAGGACAAAUGAAGAGAGUCUAUAGGAGACGUAGCCGCAAGACUCCCAGAUGAACAACCGAAAGGAAGAUAUGGAAAUCACUUCUCACUACCGGCAUCUGCUUCGAGAGCUCAAUGAGCAAAGGCAGCACGGAGUCCUGUGUGAUGUGUGUGUUGUGGUGGAGGGCAAGGUCUUCAAGGCACACAAGAACGUCUUGCUCGGGAGCAGCCGCUACUUCAAGACACUCUAUUGCCAGGUACAGAAGACAUCUGACCAGGCCACCGUCACUCACCUGGACAUUGUCACAGCCCAGGGCUUCAAGGCCAUCAUUGACUUCAUGUACUCCGCUCACCUGGCUCUCACCAGCAGGAAUGUCAUUGAGGUGAUGUCAGCUGCUAGCUUCCUACAGAUGACUGACAUUGUGCAGGCCUGCCAUGAUUUCAUCAAAGCUGCACUGGACAUCAGCAUCAAGUCAGAUGCCUCAGACGAACUCUCUGAGUUUGAGAUCGGCACCCCAGCCAGCAGCAGCACAGAGGCGCUGAUCUCAGCUGUGAUGGCGGGGAGGAGCAUCUCCCCAUGGCUGGCUCGGAGGACAAGCCCUGCCAAUUCUUCUGGAGACUCUGCCAUUGCCAGCUGUCAUGAAGGAGGAAGCAGCUAUGGGAAGGAGGACCAGGAACCUAAGGUUGAUGGCCCUGAUGACAUUUCUUCACAGGUGUUGUGGCCUGGAGAUGUAGGCUAUGGGUCUCUACGCAUCAAGGAAGAACAGGUUUCACCAUCGCAUUAUGGAGGCAGUGAGCUUCCAUCCUCCAAGGACUCUGCAAUACAGAACUCUUUAUCAGAACAGGGUGCUGGGGAUGGCUGGCAGCCCACAGGCCGGAGGAAGAAUCGGAAGAACAAAGAGACUGUCCGACAUAUCACCCAGCAGGUGGAGGAGGACAGCCGGGCUGGCUCCCCGGUACCCUCAUUCCUGCCCACAUCGGGAUGGCCUUUCAGCAGCCGAGAUUCAAAUGUGGACCUGACUGUCACUGAGGCCAGCAGCUCGGACAGCCGAGGCGAGAGAACAGAGCUGUAUGCACACAUCGACGAGGGCCUCCUGGGAGGAGAAACCAGCUACUUGGGCCCACCCCUCACUCCAGAGAAGGAGGAAGCACUGCACCAGGCCACUGCGGUGGCCAACCUUCGGGCCGCCCUCAUGAGUAAGAACAGUCUGCUGUCACUCAAGGCUGACGUGCUCGGUGAUGAUGGCUCACUUCUGUUCGAGUACCUGCCCAAAGGUGCCCACUCAUUGUCUCUGAACGAGUUCACAGUGAUUAGGAAGAAGUUCAAGUGCCCCUACUGCAGCUUCUCGGCCAUGCACCAGUGCAUCCUUAAGCGACACAUGCGCUCACACACUGGAGAGCGACCCUACCCUUGUGAGAUCUGUGGCAAGAAGUUCACUAGGCGAGAACACAUGAAGCGACAUACUCUGGUCCACAGCAAGGACAAGAAGUACGUGUGCAAGGUGUGCAGCCGUGUGUUCAUGUCUGCAGCCAGUGUGGGCAUUAAGCAUGGUUCUCGUCGCCAUGGUGUAUGUGCGGACUGUGCUGGCCGGGGUGUGGCCGCACCACUGGACCAUGGUGGAGGUGGUGAGGGCUCUCCUGAGGCACUGUUUGCUGGUGAAGGGCCAUACCUGGAAGACCCUGAUGAUCCACGAGGGGAAGGCGAGGAGGAGCUAGGUGAGGAUGAGGAUGAGGAUGUGGCCAAAUGGAAGGACGACGUGGGUUUGGCUCAUGAGGACGCGCUGCUGGAAGAUGACAAGGAUGAUGAGGACUCUCCACGGGGGCCGCACAGCCCCUCUGGGGAGCCUGAUAAGGACUUUGCCUGGAUCUCCUAGGGGCUUUGCUCUGGUGGGCAGGGUGGGUGGUGGCUGAAUCGCUUUGUACACCUGUGUGUGUCUUAGUGGGUCUUUACUUACCCAGGAGCAGGGCCAUGCUGACUCCUUGACGCUCUUCCUUCAGGCCCUCCUCUGGCCUAUAACCCUCCCCCUUUGCAGAAACUGGUCCUGUGAACUAAGAAGUGAAUGUGACUCCAGAGACGGGGGAGCACUAGGACCGAACACAAAGUGAGGGGUAGAGUGUAGGUUUAGGAAAAGGGAGGCCUACUCCCACCUGCCCAGGUAUUAUUAAUGGAGUCCCCAGCGGGUGUGUCUAGAUGUGUGAGCAGGGCUGCACCAAGGCCUGGGCAUGCUUCCUCAGGGUAUCAAAGGAGCCCUUUGCUGUGAACCUGGCUAGGAAUGCAAGAUGCCUCGGUGACUAGGUCGGGUCAGCACUAGUUAGGGUCAUGAGGGCGAUCCCCCAGCCCUCAGAUCUGAGUAGGUGUUGAGUUUUGCAUAAAUACAAACUGUUCCACCUACAGCAUUGCUCAGUCUCCUUCCACCCCCAUCCUCUGGCAGUCAGGUUAUGGGCAAUGGCCCUGCCACUUUGUCCUCUUGGUUCCUGCUGCCCCAUGGCAGCUGGUAGAAUCUAGUGGGCAUAAGCCCUGCAAUCCUCUUACCUCCAGGCUUUGGUGCUUAACAUAAAAUGGCUGCAGAUGCCUCUCUGGAAGCCCAAGGCUCCAGGUGCUAUCUCUGUUGGAAGCAGCUACCCAACUGGCAGGCCAAAGAGGAAGAAGGCUCUGUUCAAGAAGGGACCUGUGGUUGGAUACUUUCCCCGUUCAGGCCCACAUGGUUGAGUUGCAAGGGCCACAGCUCUUUGUUCCGUGUGCACUUUCUUGGAGAGCCCCGUUGUGCACCCUGAGUUCUGCCUGCGCCCAUGCUGACCCCUCCUUGGACCAGAUAGAGCUCAAGCUCCUGCCUUGUUGCUGCUAACACUGGAGGUGGGUGUUCCUAGCUGCAGUGUGCUGCUGACGCCUCCCUGCCUAGGAACCAAAUUUUAAAGAAGUCAGAGACAUUUUCAGGUGGUUACUACAGGUUACUUUCUUUCAAAUUGUUUUUUUCACUUGACAGGACUCCGCAAGUGGUUUCAUUUAACUCUUCAUCAAGUCCUCUUCCUGUUAUUUCUAAAGAUGCUCACACUUGCUCUGUGAAAAGUGUGGGCUGAAUUUCUAUGGCUCUGAGGCCCAGGGAAGCAGCUGUCCACGUAACCUGCAGGAUAGAUACAGAUGCUGCAGCCUGCCCUCUUCUCCAGGCCAUUUCUAACAAACUAAGAACAUUCCAUCCCUUGCCCACCUCAUCUCCCAAAGGCCCACUGAUCCUCUGGUGAGGUGCUGAUGGGCUAGCCCCCACCCUUUGCAAGGGCUCAUCGGGCUAAAUCAUUAGGGCCAAUUAGAGAAUUUUGGUUUUCCUUUCUCAAACACUAAGUCAAAUGGCUUUUAGCACCCCGUCCCUUCUGUUCUCACUAGGUAAGUAAGAGGAAGCCCCAUAAAACUAAUUUAGGUCCCAGUGGUUAUAAAGAGCAUAUGUCACCUGGUGACAUUCCCCAAGUACCAGCUGCCUGAGCUACAGAAGGAUUCAGGGCUGGCCCUACAGAAGGAAGGAGUCACAGCUUUUGUUUUAAACAAAACAACAGUCAAGAGGAACGGAGCUGUUGUCUGAAAGCUGUGUCCUCUCCACUCCGCCCUCUCCCUCUGAGGCAUGCUGGUUCUGGAGUACAUUUCCGUCCAGUGUGGCGGCGUAGCUAGACCCCCUUACACCAACAAAACUCCAGGUUGAGACCGUCUAGCCUUGCCAGGUCCCCUGAGGGCUCCCACACCUAGAACUUCCUCCCUCUUUUACAAUGCCUUUUCUAAACACUUUCUUAUAAAAUACAUUUGGAAGCUAGACCUUUGCUACCACUGUCUCUGGGUUUUUGUAUCAGUCCCUACUUCUCAGGCUGCCCUGCCCAGGACCCAGGACCCAGGACCCCUGGUCCACCUCCCAAGGCACCUGUGCCUCCACUCUCAGGAUGUCUUGCUCUGACUGGCCUCCCUUCCAGACUUGCCUUUGCUGGCCUUUCUGGGGUUCCCUGUUGGUACCACAGGGCACUUCCUUAAAAACCAGUACUGUACCAGAAAACUGAGGGUCCCAGUUCUGGUCCCACCACCUUCCAAGUGUUUGCCAUGUGGCAGGCUUUGUUCUGGCUCAGUUUCCAGUUGGAAAGUGGAAUUCUAGAGAUCCAGAUGAACACAUCCAUCUCAGGAGGCAUGGAGGGAAAAGACGUAUGUAUUGAAGUUUUUUGUUUUUUGGGUUUUUUUUAUGUGAUUUUUUUUAUUCAAUGUUCAAACUAAUAAAUAUUUUUUUAUGAAGAAAAUGUGUAGAUUACAUUUCACAUUUUGUAUUUUUUGUGUGUGUGUCCGUAUUUUGGUGUUUGUAACACCAAAGUGGAAAAUAUAUUCCAUGGGGUGGGUGGUGUUAGGGUUGAGGUGGGAAAAUGAUAUGAUUUUUUAUGGAUCUCUGGAUCCUGACCAGUUUGCAUAUUUGAACUCUGAGUUUUGGGGAACAGGACACUCCUAGGACUUGACAGGGACCUAACUCAAAAGACACAGUUAUGUUUCCAAUUUUUCACAUUUUCUUUUAAAAAAACAAAACAAAACAAAACCUGAGGAAAUGCAAAACUGGAACUUUUUGCAAUAUUAUGGAAGAUAAUCUUACUUUGGCUCCUUCUGUGACAUGUACAACUCCUCAGAAAGCCAUAUGGUGGUAUUAUUUUUUAGAUUCUAUUGUGUUUUGUAUGUGGCUCUUUUAGAAUCACUUGUAGUGAGGGUGCUGUGUGUGUGCUUUUCUUAUUUAUUUAUUUUUUAACAUGCUUUCAAUCUGUCAAAAAGAAAAAAAGGCAGUGUUUGAAGAUUAUUGAUUUUUUUCCUGGGGAUAAUCUAUAUUAUAUUGACUUUAUAUUAAUUAUUAUAAACCUGUGUUUGUACUGAUGAUGUGUUUAAUAUUUGCAGAAGGCUUGUCAUAAUCAGUUUGUGGGGUUCACAGCGCCCACAAACAAGUAAAGAUUACCUUCUCUCUAGCGGUUCUUGCGAUUCCUUGUCUGCCUCAGUGUACUCCAGGUUGCCUGUGGGUUUUCUUUCUGUGAUGGGAUUAGUGUAGACAUUCUUGCAAAACGAUCACUUUAAAUAAAAUGGGAAAUUGCUGCUCCAUG